Molecule: messenger RNA, 2967 nt
Organism: Mercenaria mercenaria
Lineage: Eukaryota; Metazoa; Mollusca; Bivalvia; Venerida; Veneridae
Exons: 9
Coding region: 133-2355 (740 amino acids)
Biological process (GO): homophilic cell-cell adhesion
Cellular component (GO): membrane
Molecular function (GO): calcium ion binding
Source: RefSeq, a predicted model, not a curated record
ACUGCCAGGGUUUCUGGUACCAUGUCUUCCUGUUGUAAAAUGAAUAUCUUUUCAUUUUAUAGACAUUAAACUUUUGUAUGUAAAUUAUGGUAUUUCAGCAUGUGAACUAAAAUAAAGUAAUAUAAUUUAUUUAUGAACAAUAAAAUCAUGUUGGAAUUUGGCAUUUCGUGGAAAAGGAGUGGUUAUAUUUUGCUGAUUGGUAUUUUCGAAAUACUUUCACAGCUAACUGCUGCAGACUCAAGUUCGAACUUUACAUGGUCUCACCUUCAUUCAUCAACAGUUUCUAAUUCUACACCAGUUUCUAAGACAUCGUCGUCUGACUCUAGUGGUGUAUUUACUACAUUACUGAACGCUAUUUCGCCAACACCUAGUUUUAUAGAUACCAGCUCAACAAUUGCGCCGAACCGAUCUGGAUCUAUUAUUAAUACAGACAGAUAUGCGAACAGACAAAUAACCAGUUCUGACGUAAAAAUGUCGGAAUCUUCUCGUUUUAAUACAGACGUUACUGUUUUAACUUCUUCAGGGUCAAAUUCAUCCGCUAAUGUAAAUUUCAAAUCUAAUUCACAAAUGAACGCAACUUUUUCAUCAAGUGCAAUGCUACUUUCCACAAACAUUCCUGUUUCCAUAUCACGAGAAUCGAGCAUAAUAUCAAAGUCUGCGACUAAUAAAUCAGUUUAUGCAAGUGUUUAUUCCAGUAUGUCAACACAGAACGUAUUUAAUAAUAUAGUUACAACUACAACUUUGACAAUGUCGUCUUCGUUCGCACCACACAUACCUAGUCCUGCGACCAAUUUCGCGACAGACCAUUUACAUGAAUCCACUUCUCAAACGCUGUAUUUUUCAAAAAGCUCUGGUACUCUUUCGACGUCUACUUUGAAAUCUUCUUACUUCGUUACUUCGGGUUCAUUGCCUCAAAAUGCAGUUACACUACCAGCUACAGUUUCCUCAAUGACGAGUAAACCAAAUACAAUUUCCUCAACGGCGAGUAUAUCAAAUAUAACUAAAUCAGUAGCGGCAAGUAUACCAAGUACAGUUUUACCAAUGGCGAAUAUACAAAGUACAGUUUCACCAACGGCGAGUAUAUCAUCGAUGACUCCAAACGUAUCACUGGUGAUCAAGCCUCCGCCUUUACGGCCCAUCACACCGCCAACUAUAACUACAUCAUUAAAAAUUUGCAGAACCGGAAGUUGUUGUACUUACGGUCUCAGCCAGCUUCCGUCUCGUCUCAGCUUUAAGGAAUCAGAAACAAGAGGAUUUGUGAUUGCGGAAGUACGUGAUAUCGCCAACGUCAAUUUUUCCGUGAAGGUAAUACGACCUUUAGAACUGACCAACAUCCUUAAAGACAGCUUCAAUAUUACGACUACCAAAAAUGGGUACAUGUUGGUUCUCAACCGAGAAAUUGACCUGGAAGAGUUGUACGAUAAAACCGAUGGAAAAGUUGAUGUUCACAACUUGCAGAUGCAGAUCAGUUGUACCGAAAACUCUAGCAUUAUAGUUCCGCCGCGCAUGCUUAACAUCACUGUGGAUGAUGUGGAUGACAAUAUGCCAGUCUUCAAACAACCCGGUACAGACUCGGACGGAUGUGUAGUACCAGUCUAUAAGGCGGACACAAGCGAGGAUUAUAUGGGAGAGCUUGCUCUGAGUCCUGGGAAAAUCCAAGCUGUAGACGGAGAUGUCUCAUCGAGACAUAACAUCUCGUACAGAGUUCUGCACUCGGAACCUGCGGAUUAUCACGUGUAUUUCAGUUUAGAUACUGACAACGGAACAGUCAAUAAAACAAAGACCAUGAACUCUAGCGACCCGAACAAAUACGUCAUCUUUGUACAGGCUGUGGAAGACUCCCCGCAACAAAAGUCCAGAGUAGCAGUUCUUUCAAUCGCCGUCGUCGCCCCUAGCGAUCCUUUUACAAACCCAAACCAAGUGAACCCGACGGCGAGGCUGGCUUUGCAGAUUGCCUGUGCGUUCAUAUUGAUGGCGUUCAUCUGUGGAGUGGUCGUUAUCGUGCACCAUAGAUAUACGCGCUCACGAGGAAAGGUGGAAUCUACGGACAAAGAUGAAGAGCGCGAUAUGAAACUGCCCAAACUUGCAGUUUAUCAGAGCUCAAGUUCGAGUCUUAACUCAGCAAUGCCGGAAAUUCCGACAAUUUGUAGUCCAUCCCAAAUAGCUAUGGCCAGUGAGCACACAUUAAAACCAGAAACACCCCGAGAAUCCGAAUCCCAGAGGAAACGGCGAAUAAUUGUGAAGAAACCGAUCGACACGAAAUCACGACCAAGCUGGAACGCUCCGGCGCCUCGGCCACAGAGGACUCGCUACAAUCCGUUCAUGGUUUACAAAACACAACAUUCUAAAUCAUAGUAAAUGAACGCAUCCUUUAUGUCAGCGACGCCAUAUUGCCACUACAAAAAUAGCUUUGGCAACCGUUCGUUACAUCAGAGUAGGUAAUCGGGCAGUUGACCAGAUAGACUGACCUUCUUAGGACCUUUCCUUUGAAAGGAUAUUAUGCCAAAAUUAUAGUCAAUCUACAUUCGACAAAUGAAAACAAACGGCAUAUAUAAAACAAUUUAAUGUAAAUAAAUAAAAUUUAAGCCGGAGCGCAACCACAAGAUAUUCUUUAUUACAGACAUGCCGUGUUCAUUUUCUGCAGACGCUGCUGGUGGCGUUUUACACUGACUACCGUGCAGGAAUAUGCCUACAUUAUGUGACCUUCAACUCGGCAUCUGUAGAUGCACUGUAGAAAUGAAAUAACUUAUAACUAUUGUCGAUUAUUGCAAAGAGAAUCUAUAACAAUAAACAGCGGAAAUUGUGAUAUCAAAGAUUUUAUUACUUGACAGAUUCUGAUUAUUAUAUUUUUUCAUGUAUAAAAUUAUUUACUUUGAUAAAAUGUAUGUGGACUAGUUUAAAGGAGAAGUUAGAGGCCCAUGCAGCUCCUCUGUUUGUCUGAUAAAAGUGGUACAGUAUAUAUACAGG